UCUCUCCGUCCGUCUCACCGCCUGCUGCCAUGUUUGUUGCUCCUCCUGGCUACCAGCCGAUCUACGGCCCUGCAAUUCCUUACCUGGGGCCCAUUUAUGGAGGCGUGAGGGAGGGAACGUCCAUCUACAUCCAGGGGUCCAUUCCUGAGGACAUUACCAGAUUCUUCAUCAACCUGCUCUGUGGAGAGUCUGAGUCCAGCGACAUCGCCUGCCACUUCAACCCUCGCUUCGAUGGCUGGGACAAGGUGGUCUUCAACUCCCGUCAGGACGGUGACUGGGGCUCUGAGGACAAGAUCCGGGACAUGCCCUUCAGUAAGGGCCAGGCCUUUGAAAUGGUCAUCAUGAUCACGUCACAGGGCUACCAGAUCAAAGUCAACGGUAAUGACUUCUACACCUUUGAACACCGCCUCCCUGUGGAGAGAAUUUGUGCGAUGCAAAUCGCCGGAGAUGUUUCCAUCCAGACGAUUAAUGUCAUCGGGGCGGCUCGAGGUGGCAUGAAUAGGUAUCCUGGAGGAAUGGGAGGAGGAAUGGGAGGAGGCAUGGGAGGAGGCAUGGGAGGAGGCAUGGGUGGAGGAUAUCCAGGAGGUGGCAUGGGGGGAGGAUACCCAGGAGGAAUGGGAGGAGGAAUGGGAGGAGGAAUGGGAGGAGGCAUGGGAGGAGGAAUGGGAGGAGGCAUGGGAGGAGGAAUGGGAGGAGGCAUGGGAGGUGGAUAUCCAGGAGAAGGCAUGGGGGGUGGAUAUCCAGGAGGAGGCAUGGGAGGUGGUAUGGGGGGAGGAUAUCCAGGAUCAAAUCUGCCGAGCAUGGGCGGGCAGCCAGUCUACAACCCUCCUGUGCCCUACUCCAACAUGAUCCCAGGAGGGAUGUCCCCUAAGAGGACCAUCAUCAUCAGAGGCAUGGUGCCCUAUGGAGCAGACAGAAUGAGCAUCAACUUCAUGGUGGGCAGAUCUCGGGACAUCGCCUUCCACAUGAACCCGAGGGUGAGGGAGGGGGUGGUGGUGAGGAACAGCAUGCUGGGAGGAAACUGGGGCCAGGAGGAGAGAGAGAUGGGCAUGAACCCGUUCAUGGAGGGACAGUACUUUGAUAUGUCGAUCCGCUGUGGGAACCAGAGGUUCAAGGUGUUUGUGAACGGGCAACACUUGUUCGACUUCUUCCACCGCCUGCAGUCCUUCAACGAGAUCGACAUGCUGGAGAUUGAAGGCGACAUUCAGAUCUCCUACAUCCACUUCUGAGACCUGGAGGAACUUGACAUUCUGUACAUUAUUCAACUAUUUCAUGUUUUUUCUCCAGCUGUUCUGUGAUCUUUAAGAGGAUCUGUCAGCCACUGUGUCGUUUAUCUCAGGCUCUUAACCUUUGUGCCUCACUAGGGACAUGUUGGCUUUUCAAUGGGUUUUUAAUAUAAUUAUUUAACUGUGUUGAUGCAUAUGGCAUACAUUUUAAACCCCAUCUUCUACAAAAAAGGUGUGUCUAAAAACAAGAUAAAAACACAAAAUCUGAGGGAAAUGAUCUUGCUGCAUGGACAGAUAAUUUCACUUGACAAGAUUUCUUAAAUUAAGAUUAUUAAAUCUAGAAAUAAGCAUGUUGUACGCUUAAAAUAAGAAAUCAACUCUUAAAACAAGAUAAAUUAGCUAACACUUCUAAAUCUAAAGUUUCUUUUAUCUUGGUAAGAAACAAAUAAUUUGCAGUGUGGUGUUGGUUUAAAAUUCAACAAGUCCAACAAUCAGUUUUUUUUGUCAUAUCGGUCCUUUGAGGCACAAGGGUUAAUCUUCCUGCUAUGAGAACAAAAUUUUAAUUAGACAAAAAAUUACCUCAUCAUAGGCUGUAUUGUUGACUUAAUAAACAUGUCAUUAACA
Molecule: messenger RNA, 1850 nt
Organism: Centropristis striata (black sea bass)
Lineage: Eukaryota; Metazoa; Chordata; Actinopteri; Perciformes; Serranidae
Product: galectin-4-like
Exons: 15
Coding region: 30-1229 (399 amino acids)
Molecular function (GO): carbohydrate binding
Source: RefSeq, a predicted model, not a curated record